GUGGAGGGGUGCAGCAUGCCUGGCCGUGGGUGGCCGGGACACCCUCAGGACCCUGUGCUCUCUCCCAUUCAGCUCGGGGCGGGGCAGACGCCCGGAGAGCUGCUCAGCCCUCUGGUGCUGAACGCAGUGCUGAGCAAGGCGCUGCAGUACAGCCUGCACGGCGACUCCCCGCACGCCGCCAACCUCUCCUUCGCCCUCAAGUUCCUGCCCGAGGCCUUCGCCCCCAACGCCCCCGACGUGCUGAGCUGCUUGGAGCUCAGGUACAAGGUCGACUGGCCUGUCAACAUCGUCAUCACCGAGAGCUGCCUGAGCAGGUACAGUGGUAUCUUCUCCUUCUUGCUGCAACUGAAACUCAUGAUGUGGACACUCAAGGACGUCUGUUUCCACCUCAAACGCACAGCCCUGGCGAGCCCCGCGGCUGGCUCCGUGCAGUUCCGUCAGCUGCAGCUGUUCAAGCACGAGAUGCAACACUUCGUGAAGGUCAUCCAGGGCUAUGUCGCCAGCCAGAUCCUGCACGUCACCUGGUGUGAGUUCCGAGCCAGGCUGGCCGUGGUGGGCGACCUGGAGGACAUCCAGCGCGCCCACGCUGAGUACCUGCACAAGGCGGUCUUCAGGGGUCUACUGACGGAGAGGGCGGCGCCCGUCAUGAACAUCAUCCACAGCGUCUUCAGCCUGGUUCUCAAGUUCCGCAGCCAGCUCAUCUCCCGGCCCUGGGGCCCGGCCGAGCACCCCAACUUCGCUCUCAUGCAGCAGUCCUACAGCACCUUCAAGUACUACUCCCACUUCCUCUUUAAAGUGGUGACCAAGCUGGUGAACCGCGGCUACCAGCCACACCUGGAGGACUUCCUGCUGCGCAUCAACUUCAACAACUACUACCAGGAUGCCUGAGCGCCACACAGAGGUGUCCCCAGAGGGGCCGAGUGACCACGCUAGGGAAUGUCACCGAGCUGGAGUGACACGGCGUGCCACCUGCUCGCUGGGCUUUCACUCACAGACGUGCACCAAAGGCUCCGGCAGGCUCCCUGCGGCUCGAGAGCUCAUCCCUUCUGUGCUGAGGAUCUCCUGUCAGGGUGGACGGCAGUUCGGUUAUCCAUCACGGGCUGAAGGGCACUUCGGUUUCUUCCAAGUGUUGGCAAUUGUGAAUAAAGUUGCUAUAAUUGUGUGCA
Pteropus alecto (black flying fox) is the source of this 1166-nucleotide messenger RNA. RefSeq names its product gamma-tubulin complex component 6-like. Gene Ontology annotation, biological process: microtubule nucleation; meiotic cell cycle; mitotic cell cycle. The record is from RefSeq and is a predicted model, not a curated record. The coding region runs from base 16 to 888 and encodes 290 amino acids. NCBI's taxonomy places the organism in Eukaryota, Metazoa, Chordata, Mammalia, Chiroptera, Pteropodidae. The transcript is spliced from 6 exons. Gene Ontology annotation, molecular function: microtubule minus-end binding; gamma-tubulin binding. Gene Ontology annotation, cellular component: gamma-tubulin complex; spindle pole; equatorial microtubule organizing center.